Messenger RNA from Bombyx mandarina (wild silkworm), 7606 nucleotides. RefSeq names its product protein FAM135A. Gene Ontology annotation, biological process: lipid metabolic process. NCBI's taxonomy places the organism in Eukaryota, Metazoa, Arthropoda, Insecta, Lepidoptera, Bombycidae. The record is from RefSeq and is a predicted model, not a curated record.
GCCGCCGCGUUCCUCUCGCUAUUUUUGCGCGGUGAGACCGGGACCGCGCCCGAGGAUCGCGCCGUGAUUAAAGUGCCGGGUGUGGUCGCAGUGCGGUGCAGCGCGGUGCGUUACGAGUGCAGUGCGAGUGGUGGCGGGCGAGACACGUGCGGCGGCCGGUUGAUGCGCUCGGGGCGCUGUUAGCGGCCGCGAUAUGGCGCGUCGCACCGCCCGCGCCCGCUCCCUUCGCUUAGCUAAACUCGCACGAUGAGCGACCUGCAGGCCACAUUCGAGUUCUCCGUUGAGCUAUACAAGUUCUACAAUGUCGAUCUCUUCCAAAGAGGGUUAUACCAAGUUCGCGUGGGCUUGCGCGUGUCCCCAAAGGUGUCAGUGCACAUUGAGGCCUCGGUUGCAAGUUCUAACGCCGCAGCUCGAACUGGCCGCCCUGCCGCCAACGCGUCGCUGGUCGGCGGUCUUGCAGCGUCGAGGGCUUUCCAGAUAAUGUACAGAAAUGAGGAAGUCACGUUGCGAGAUAUAGUUCAUUUCAGAGCCCAUCUACUGGUUGACAGUCGAAAUUUAAAAGAAUCACUAGAACGAGCUGAGUGGAGUCUCGGCGUGGAGCUAUGGUGCAGCGAAGGGGCUCAGUCCAGCACACUAGGGCCUGUCUCCUGCAGAGUCCUCAAGUUGCACUUCCAACCAUCGCAGGGUCUACACUAUCACUUACCUGUGCUGUUCGACUACUUCCAUUUAUCGGCAGUUUCCAUCACCAUCCACGCGAGUUUGGUUGCUUUGCAUCAGCCCUACAUCAAGAAAAGCAUAAUGCAUUAUGUGCAAAGUUGUACCCCAAGAUCAAGUAAGCAAUGGGGUAAGCUGAUGAAAAAUGCAGGAUCAAAUUUCAACACGUCUGGUAACUUUGAAAAUGUGCUUUUCGGAUCCAGCGGGAAAUGCGCUGGGGGAAAUUCUAGUAAAAUCGCUCACGCACGACAAGUGCAUGCUGAAGUUUGUGGUAUUCUUCUUGGUUCGUUGGAGGGCUUGCAGAGCGCACUCACAGUAUGUGGAUCGACUGGCGUUAUGCUCACUCCUGAAGAAUCUUCUUCAAGCUCUGUCAUCGGUGAAGUGGCACAAAGAAUAAAAGAUCUUAGUGACUUUGGAAAGAAAUCAGAAUGCGGAGAAGACGAAGAAUGGGCGAUGAGUGCGGCCCACGACAUCGCGCGGCUAUGUGCUGAAGUGACUUUGCGUUGGAGAGCAUUUCUACAUCACACAACUGACCGACCUCAUGUUCACCACGCACUAGCCGCUAGGCAUCACGCUCUACGAAUUAAACGAUUUUCUGAGUGCUUUUUCGUGUUGGAUAAUCCACGACAUUCACUAGCUGGGUGUUAUGACAGCAACUACCAGUCUUACCAGAGUAUCGGGGAUGUAGCACGAAGAUCCAGAUAUUUAGCUCUGCUUCCGCCUCUCCCGGUACAUUGUAUUGCCCUUGACGGUGAUCCACACAUCAUGCCUAUCAUUUUUGAAGACCGAUAUCAAGAUACGGCUGAAUUCGCAAGACGACGUUCAUUUUUGAGUUCUAAUGCAAACAAAUCAGGCAGUGAUCCACUUUUGAAUUCAAUACCUAUUGGAAAAGAGUGUGUAUGUACGGUGAGUUCAAGAAGACCAUCAUCAGAAGCAUCGAGAACGCCAAAAACGAUUAUGGAUGUCCUCGAGCCUCAAUUUCAAGCACCUAAACCAAGUUCCAAUAUUGUUCAAGCUACGUUAACAUUAGCGCCACAGAAAUCUACACGAGCUUCUCCCAAGAUGACUACAGUAAAAGGAAACAACCUUGUUGAAGUAAUGAAACCUCACAAUAAACAAUUAGAAAUAACUGGACGAAACAGAUAUAUUGUGCAAAACAAUCAAAUAAGUGAAAUACAACUGCCCCCUAACAGAUCUUUUGGUUCAUAUUCCGCACAACAAGGACAACAAUUAUCAAGGUAUUCUGCAUCUACUUUAGAUAUGAAUAGUUCUAAAAGCACAACCAAUGUUUCUCGAUCGGGUAAAGACAGACAUGAUCGCAACGACAGUUUUCGUCCGAAACAUGAUGUAACCAGUGGCGUUAGUACUUUACCUGCAAGACACAGUAAAUCGUUAGACCAAUUAAGAGUAUCACAAAUGACCCCAACGAAUCCUACACAGAGGCUAUCGAAAAAUUCAACGAAUAAUUCUCAGUCUUCAGUGAACUACCCAAAACAAUAUCAACCACAACAAACAGUUAAACCUACUACUUUACCCAGAAGCGUCACAACUACUAAUUACCCAACAAACACAACUGCAAGAUGUUCAUCAAAAGGAGAUGACUAUAGGAGGAACAUUAGUGAAUUUAGAGAAAAAUAUAAAAACCCGUGCAAUAUGAACAUCAAUCCACAAGGGAAUAAUGAAGUAUUCCAUAGCGUAGGAUAUAAGUAUGAUGGUGCGGUGAAACCUAAUCCUAACCAAAUCUACGGCUAUACUUUCGGUAAUCAGGGUACUCUACAAACGAACAACCUAAUUCGGAAUCCCUUAGAAUUUCAAAGAGGUUACAAUGUAAAUUUACCCCGUCCUAUGUUACCUCCGCGUAAUUCAUAUCCACCAGUGAGUGGUAAAGUACAAUCAGUUGAUCAAAGUAACUUAGUUUCUAGUAAACAAGUGCAUCGAUCCAACUCCACCCAUGUUUUCCAUCAAAAUAUGGAGAAUCCACAACUAGACAUUGAAGCUGCUCGAAACCAACUUCGAUAUGAACUAAAUUACUAUCUUCAAAAGGGGGACUGGAGCUACGAUUUUAAUACAGGGAGUCUUAUUCAAAACUAUCAAAAGAAAUCUAGUAAAAGUAGUGAUGAUAGCGGGUUUGUUAUGACUCUUGAUAGAAGCAGUGAUGGAACAUCAAAAUCUACUUAUUCAAAAACACCUCCUUCUACUCCUCAUUCUACAAUGCCUUCUGUAAGACAUAAGAAAAGCCGUUCGAAAGAAUCUAAGCUAAACAAUAGUGGAAGAGAAAAUACAAAAAUAAAUUCGAGCCGAGAUUCCAUAAGCAGUCAUCACUCUAUUAAAUCCAGGGACAGUAAAUCAGAUCGUCAUACGUCGAAGUCAGAACGUAGCACUCCAAAAUCAGGAAGAGCAACUCCGAAAUCCGGAAAAACCACACCUAGGUCUGGAAAAGCCACCCCGAGAUCAGGAUUAGCUACACCGAAAUCAGGACGAGCUACACCGCGAUCAGGCGUUGCCACUCCCAAGAGUGGUAGAUCAAGUGGAAAACCAGAAAAACGAACAAAACAUAAGCCGUCUGAAAAAAUGUCACAGCUAAUGUCAGAAGCCGCUUCUUCAUCAAGCAAUGAAAGUAUACCAUUUGAACUAAGAAGGCUAGAGCAAUCUGCCAGUGUUCCUUAUAGUCUGGACCACGGACCAGAAUUACUACGACAUUGCCGAAGUGCGGCUUCUGUAUUGGAUGAACCAAACAUAAACAAUAAUUUUGGUUCAGAAUCGUUACCCAACCUAGCUCCACCGCCAGCAUUUGAAUCUCCUCCUCUUGACAUAGAUGAUAAAGAUUUCAAGAUUUUGCCACCAGCAAGCUUUUUAAGUAAAGAGGAACAACGCCGUAGAAGUAGUUCAACAUCGAGCUUAAGUGAACAAAGUGGAUGGGUAUCCAGUGGACGCAGUUCAGGUCCCUCUUCUCCUGACAAUGCCAAUAGUCAAUUAAAUCAAAACUUUGCGUCAAAUUUUACAAGAACUCCAAGUAAAACUUACGAAGAUCCUACUAAUAACGAAAAAUCAGAUGGCAAAGCUAUAAAUGAUUUUAAAAGAACGGUCCUUAAUGGAGAACAGCUGCGUGAACGAUUAUUAAAAUUGGCUGUGAAAGUCGCUCAAAAUAAUAGUCAUGAAAAAAUUGAAUGCUGUGAUAAAGAAGUAUGUGAGGAGUGCACUAUUUGUAGCGAUUCGAUAUGUACCGAUAGUCAAUGCGAAUAUAACAAAUUGAUGCAUAGUAACGGAAUAGAUACAGGUUGCAAUUCAGACACUUGUUCGGCGUCUUGUUUUCGACAAAUGCCGGAAACUAAUUCAAAAUCUAAUCAAAGGCAUAAUUCGUUCAGUGCCACUCAAAGCAAGUCAUACAGUGCAACCCCAAAAAACUCAAAUGAGGGUACGGUAAAAAAAUCACAAACCAUAAGCGAUAAUCUCCAUCCUUACAUUCGGAAAGAAAUAACUCCUAAACCCCCACCUGUUCCAAUAAAAUCCAACAAUAUUGAUAAAACUAAAUUGAAGGAUAGAAUCCAAUACACUGAACGAUUGAUAGCCGAAGAAAUAAGAAGCUUGACUGUGGAACGUCCUUGUAAAAGUCAUAACAAAAAAUCUGCAUCAGAUAGACCAUCAGCAGCAUCAGUGCAAAAAUACCAAAAUAAAGCAAAAUCAGAAAUUAACUUAUCGCAUUUCAUCGGCGAUAAUGAUUACGAGCACUUGCCUCCACCGCAACAGUUUAGGGAUGCACCUCCACCGCCCGAUGAGUUUAAGGUAACAAAGGAUCCUCCAUUAAAAUCUCCGAAGCUAAGUCGAUCGAGUAGCAAGUCCUCGACUCCAUCGAAGACCUCUAAACAACAGAUUCAACCGUCAACAUUGCAAUUGGACAAUCCCCUUUAUCACGUCUGCGAAGGAAUAAUGGAAAGAAGAAAACUGAGACCACAUCAAUCAGCUAAAUCCGGUGGUGUUGCUUCAGUUAGUACUCUUAACAAAAGUCAGAGUACUGGAGAACUGGCAAAUAGAAAUGAAAACGGCAAUAACAAAGAGAAUCGUGAGAGCAAUUUCGUGAGCAUAUUUGGACUGGCUGAAUCCGAAAGACUUUUUGUGAAAUGUAGAGACGAAUUUAGGCAAAGUGUCAAGUACCCUGGAGCCAUUUACUCUGAUUUUCCUCCCGUUGAAAAUUCUCUUCCAUAUUUUCAUAUCAGCGAUGAAUAUCGAAUGUUUAAUCCUGAAGGGUUGCAUUUAAUAAUUUGUGUACACGGAUUGGACGGUAACGCAGCUGACCUCCGACUGGUGAAGACUUAUUUAGAACUAGGAUUACCAGGUGCAAGAUUAGAUUUCCUUAUGUCGGAGAGGAAUCAAGGCGAUACAUUCUCAGACUUUGACACAAUGACUGAUAGGCUGGUUCAAGAGAUUCUUACUCACAUCCAAAAUUCGAGCGAACCCGCUAGAAUAAGCUUCGUGGGCCAUUCUCUCGGUACUAUCAUAAUAAGAUCAGCAUUAGCGAGGCCUCAAAUGAAGCCAUACCUCGGGAAGCUACACACGUUUCUAUCUUUGAGCGGUCCCCACCUCGGCACACUGUACAAUUCUAGCGGAUUAGUAAAUGCUGGUAUGUGGUUCAUGCAAAAGUGGAAGAAAUCAGGCUCCUUACUGCAGCUGUCCCUUCGAGACGCGUCUGAUCCUCGCCGCUCGUUUCUCUACCGGCUCAGCGAGAGAAGUCAGCUGCAUCAGUUCAAGCACAUCCUGCUCUGUGGCUCCGGCCAGGAUAGAUACGUGCCGUUGCACUCUGCUAGACUCGAGCUCUGUAAAGCUGCUGCGAAAGAUACUUCUUUGUUGGGACAGGCUUAUCGAGAAAUGGUUCACAACAUGGUGUCUCCACUAGCGGCCCGCGCGUCCGCCGUGUCCGUGGUGCGGUAUGACGUGCAACACGCGUUACCACACACGGCAAGCGCGCUGGUCGGCAGAGCUGCGCACAUCGCCGCCCUAGACUCUGAUCUAUUCAUCGAAAAAUUCCUUCUCGUGUCUGCACUUAAAUAUUUCCGAUAAUUCAAACACACUCGUGGCUACCUACAGUCAAAAAUUCCUUGUAUUUUAAAACAACUCAACAAUUUCGUAACCUCUGAGCAAAGUGUUAUCCAAAACGACUCUAAAAAUAAUCGCGGGAUAAUCACAAAACUCCGCUUUCCUUCAAAAUUACAUUGAAAAUUUCGAAAUUGACUUCACAUGCUAAAUCUUAACACGAGCACUUUUUCGAAUUCAAAUUUCUAAUUAAUUCGAAUUUCGUUUCUGAAUUCAAUUACUAAUAUAGCUAUUACUUACUAAUUGUUUCAAAGUAAUGCAAAUUAUCAAGACAAAAGUGUGAUAUAUUUAUUAAAUAAAUCGACAAGAUCACGGACAAUGCCCGUUAACCGAAAUCAUGACUAAGUAGAAUAAGACGGAUCUUUACACCAAAUAACUAAGACUUCAACUUAGAAAUCGCAGGUUUAAUGUAAGUAAGUAGAUGUUAUUUGUAAAUUAUUGUCUACAUGAAUGACUGGUAAUAUAUGUAGUAGUUUAAACUCGUCAAGGUUUUAAUGUUUAUUUAAUGUAAGUUCACAUUUACCCAAAUUUGUGAUAUGACCCAAAUCGAUCUUAAUGCAUAUAAAGUACUGUUUUGUCAACAACAAUGUUUUUUAGAUAAGUCAAAAAGUCACUUUAGUCAAAUUCUCGUCAAAAAUCAAGAAUUUGGCAAGAAAAGAUGCAAAUAAAGGGUACAUGCGUUAUGUGACUACAUUCAUUUUUUAAAUUUUAAUUAGUAUGAUAAAAGUAAUAUUCGCCUAAUUGACGUUUUAGUGCGUAAACUAUUGAAGCGCUCGGAAUUCACGUAAACUCUGGGUUUAUAUUGUAUAUAUUUUUUGGACAAAUAGAUUCCAAUUAAAAAACGUUUCUAACACAAACAGAUUUUAGGCAUACAGCGAUAAUGCGACAACGUUUUUUUUUUUUUGCGUACGUCGAUGAAGCAAUCUUAGCCUAAGUUCUGUAUAGUGGUUACCGAGACCCAUCGACACCACAAUGUGGAAGCCAUCCACCUUGAGAUACGAAAUCGAAGUCUCAAUUGUAUUACAUAUGGCUGUCUCACCCUUCAAACUGGAACGGAUGACGGCCGUGGUUGGAGCAGUCCAAUAUAUUAAAAACACGCGACUUUUCUAUUUGUCCAGCGAACGUCUAUCUGUGUGCUUAGUGCGAGUUUCAUAACGUUCUCGAUAGCGUAAAAGUUAACCCAAUUUUGUAUGCAGUUGAAAUAGCGCCCCUAGCGACAAACGUACGCAAACGAUCCCGCAUACAAAUAUGAGCUAACUUUUACGCUAUCGUGAACGUUAAAAAACUCGCACUAAGCACACAGAACGCGUGUUUCGUGUAACGCGGAAAGUAAACGCUUAAUCCAAAUGAGCCAUGAGCAUAAUAUAUAUAUAUAAUAUACCUAUAUAGGUCACAUAAAUACAAAAAUUUACUUAAAGUUUAUUCCUUCCUAUAAAUGCCUUGUUCUAAAUCCCGAAAAUAUUAGCUUAACUCAAAUUUAACUAUUUCGUAAUAUGUGGAUCCUUACGUAAAGGUUUUUAAACGCAAACGUUGUAUGCUCAUGGCUUAAUACAAUCGGAUGAUCAAAAGAAAUUCGUAUGCAGCUUUCAUAUUUUAUUGUUAGCCUAACGAAAUUUGUGGUUUUGUAAUUAUGUAAAACUUAUCGAAUGUUAGACUGAUGUUUGAGAUUAUACGAUCAGUAAAACUUAAAGGAUCUUCAUUUUGAAUCGUUCUUUAAAGAAGUACCUCCUAUGUUAUCGAGAGAGCCAUUAUCAUCAUCAUCAGCCUAUAGAAGUCCACUGCUAGACAUAGGCUUCUCCAAUUG